UGUGAAUUCCCAGGGUUGUGUUAUGUUUACAUGAUUUCUUGUAUUCAUUCUCUUAGUGUAUUUAAUCGAUGUUCGUGCCAGAAUGACCAGCAAAACUUCACUGGCUGACUGGUGACAAAUAUUGGGUGAAGAAUGGGACACCAUCCCACAGCAGUGUGUGACCAAGCAGGUGGCCAGCAGGAGGAGGUGGUGCUGCUCAACCCACAAGUGGAUUUUCAUUACAAAUGUGGCACCAUUUAAGGUGGAAUAAACAGGCUUUUCAACAGUGUAAGAUUUAUUGCCAAGAAGAACUGUUAGAACAAAGAAAUAGUUAACCAGACACAAAUUUCCUUAGUUUAUUCAUGAAAUUAGGUAACCUAUUAUGAAUCAAUCACCAGUUUGCAACACGAGCUUCACAUAAACAUUACUCGACAGCAUUUACAUCCUCAGUGAUUGUACUCCAUCCGUCCUUCGAGCAAGCAAAGCAAAGCAGCCUAAAUCAUGACGCUCCCUCCGCCGUGCCUUUCCUCCUUCAUUGUGGAGCAUCAUGGGGACUUUCCAACGUUGAACAUUUCACUGUGUUUUUGCAGCACUGGUUUCCUCUGUGGCGUCCUUUCACUGACACCAUCUUAAUUCAGUCUUUUUCUGACAGUGGGUUAAAAAAUGAUGAGCAGCAUUUGUUUAAACAAAGAUCGAGAUCUCAAACUGUGGGCGGAUCCCUGCUGCUACUGAGAAGAGGAGGUGAAAAAAUGAGUAAGCAGGAUGGAAACUCAAUCACAGAGGGCACGAAAGCAUUUGAAGACACACAAAACAGAGGAGGAGUGCAUUUCUUUUAGGGGCAACCCUGAAAUUUCUCUUUGAGUUAGUCUUCAAUGUUACUUAAAUAGCAACUUUCUACUCAGUUGAGAGCUCAAAGCACUUUCUACUGUAAGUGCCAUUCACCAGACACUCCAGUGGAUGUGUCAGGCUCAGCAUCUUCCCGAUUUAACCCGCUCUACCACCCGACCCACCUGUCUAAGUCUUGAAAUAACUUUUUGUGGCCUUUUCCAGCUUUGUGCGCCUCUAUAAUGUUGUGAUUGCACUAAACGUCUGGACUUUCUACAACCUUCACAUCUAAUCUCCUUCACCGGACCACCUGACUCUGAGUAAGUUCUGUAGAAGUCAUCUCAGAGGUUAAUUUACUUUUUCCUGCCUGCACUGUGAAGGAUCGCCCAGUAUCUUCAGUUUAGACACAAAACCGUUUGAGUGUUAUCAGUUUAGCCCGUUGUGUUUUGUUACUGUGAUGUCAGUGACGACCGGGUCACAUUUCAUGAGUAAUGGAUGCAAAUUCCCGCUGUUUGGAAACGCUUCUCUUGCAGCCGUAAAUGCCGGCUAAUCCCUUCCCAGACUAAAGGCGACAGCACGCAAACGAGGAAAACUCACUUUGUCUCCUUGUUGAACGAAGCACUUAUGUUCUUAUUUAUGCGCAAAACAAAACACUUACAUCAAGUGUUUUGCUUGCGAGUUGACAUUUAGAUGCAACUCCUUUCCUUUAUUUCCCCAUUGACUCAAAGUGACGAUGGCGUGAAGGGUGGGGGAGUGUUGGACGGGUUAGCUGUGUCCAGGCAGCCUCGUUAACAUUUGAGUCACACUGUGUUAUUAGCAGCACUGAACGGUGUCCGGACCUCAUGUUGCGCUCCAGAUCCCUGCAAAGCUGCUGUGGUUAAUUACAAGUGGCAGAAGUUACCUCAAAAAUCACAGUUUUUUGGAUUUAACGUAUCUCAUUUAAAGUUAAUGCGGCAUGAGUGCAGAUCGGCCUGAAAACCACCUCUGUGACUGCCCAGUGAUGACCUUAUCCUGUCCGGUGACACGUCUGUUCACAGCCUCUGCCACACACACACACACACACCUCCUCACUGCCUCACAGCCAAUCCUCUCCACCAAUCACAUCCUUUUGUUGGCUUGAGGAUGAGGAGGAUUUGAAGAUGAAGGUGACUAUUUAUCAGCCCAGCUCAUCAUGAUACCCUUCAGCUCCUGCACCUCCUACAUCCCGAUUGGUUAGGGUUUCUUAUAGUUUGGGGACUUUUGCAGCACUGCACAUCUCCAGCGUUGAAAGCAGAGUCAGGGAACGUAAGAGCGGAGUUGUUUUGUCUGCAGUUUGAGGCGGAGAUGCUUCGCUCUCAGGUGCUUCUCGUGGCUCUGGGUUUGUCUGUGCUGCUGGUGCGGGUGAGCACGGCUCCAUACAGCGACAUGCUGACAGAAACACUGAGAGCAGACCUCACAAAUGACAAGGAUCUGACUCACUGGCUCUUGCUGAAGUUCAUGGCUGAACUGAUGGCGGCGAGAGGAGACGAGACGCGGCGAGGCAGGGAGGAGGUGACGAGGCGACACCUCUCUCUGUCCCAAAGAGAGCGCAAAGCAGGCUGUCGCAACUUCUUCUGGAAGACUUUCACCUCCUGUUAACAGCAGGAGUAUCUUUUGUUUUUAAAAACGGAUCAGCCAACGCAUGUUUGCUUACUUUGUAGUAACCAGAUUAUUUACAGUAAGAUAACAAAUGUACAGAUACUUUAAAAGUUGUAAAGACUAAUAAGAUUAUAUGUUUCAUGACCGGCAGGUACAAACUUCUGAAAUAAAUUUUCUGAUUUUAAA
Molecule: messenger RNA, 2607 nt
Organism: Oreochromis niloticus (Nile tilapia)
Lineage: Eukaryota; Metazoa; Chordata; Actinopteri; Cichliformes; Cichlidae
Gene: sst5
Product: somatostatin 5
Exons: 2
Coding region: 2128-2421 (97 amino acids)
Biological process (GO): regulation of cell migration
Cellular component (GO): extracellular region
Molecular function (GO): hormone activity
Source: RefSeq, a predicted model, not a curated record